Molecule: messenger RNA, 1737 nt
Organism: Schistosoma bovis
Lineage: Eukaryota; Metazoa; Platyhelminthes; Trematoda; Strigeidida; Schistosomatidae
Source: the annotation of a GenBank genome assembly
CGGCGGGCGUCUUUGUGUAAAAUAGACUUCUGCCGUGCCACGUAGCCUAAGUGUUAACGAAGAUGCCGCGCUACCCGCCGGAUCGUUGGUUUGAUUAUACCUCAUUGGGCGUCCCGGUUAAAGGGACGCGUUUGCUUCCGAUAAAACUACCUAUACCAUCAGAAAAGUCCAGCAAUAUUCCUUUUCAUUUAAGAUUUACACUAGGUGACCUUAUUAACUGUGUUGAAUCAUACGACCAAAAAUUGACGUGUGUCAUAGAUUUGACAUAUGCAAACUAUUAUUCGCCAAAGUUCCUUCAUGAUAAUAAUAUAAGUUACCAUAAGAUAUAUGUGGAAGGACAUACAAUCCCAAAUUCGAAAACUGUUGAACAGUUCAUCAAUAUGGUUAACAAGGAACGUAAACAAUCUCCAGAUGGCAUAAUUGCUGUACACUGCACACAUGGCGUAAACCGAACGGGUUAUUUAAUAUGCAGGUAAUGUUCGCUACCAUACUACCUAUUAGUCUCAAGAUAUCUUAUCGAUUUUAUGAAUAUAAAUCCUAAAGAUGCUCUUAGAGAAUUCGAAUGGGCACGUGGUCAUCCUGUCGAAAGAGAAAAUUAUGUUGAAGAUUUGUUGAAUUCUGUCAGUAAAUUAGAGGUCACAAACGUUGAAAACAAUAGAAGUGCGUGAAUAAAUGUACAUUAGUGUCAUUAUUUUAUUUAAUGCUUUAAAAGUAAUAUCCAAGCACUCAGAACCUUUAUGAUACUCCUAAAGCUACUACAUGUUUUGUUGUGAGAUAAGGUAUUAAACAGCUAUUUUCUCUAUUCAUUGCCUUUCAUAAAUUACGAUGCAGAAAAACUUGGUAUUAUUGUAAAGGAAUAAAAUCAUUACUGCGGCUAAUAAAAUUACUUCGCAGAAAUGCGAAAUAAUAUUUUUGAUAAACAUUUUGUUUAAUCGUUGAGUGCCGAGGCUCCGAACAAUGUAGAUAGUUGCUACAAUAGAUGAUAAUUACGAGUACAUUGAAAUCGACAAUAAAAAUAUUUUUAUUUAAUCUUGGCUCUAGUAUCCUAAAGGAACAAAUGGCAUAUGAACCAACCUUUGGUCACCGGCUACCGUGGGUCUGCAUCUCCUAAAGUUGCUCCACUGCCUUGUGGAUUAGACCUGUAUAUCAAAUGCUCGAUGUGUGACCUAAGAUGUCUACACAGUGACCUAGAGGCUAUGAGUUAUCUAUCCAACCCUUAGUUGGAUAUCUGAUAGGUCCCAUGCCAAGACGAAACAGCUGUUCAUUGCUUUCUUGUUUUCACUAAAUAUCAGUCACAUCGCCUAACCAUUACACUUGAUCCUGUAUAUGUUUAGAGACGUACUCUGAUAAAAAUCACUUUCAAGUUCAACAGAGACAUCAGAUAAAUUUUACUAAAAGAAUGUGUCAAUUUCUAACGAAAAGAGUGAAUCAACCAAUAAUAUUUGACCUAAACGUCCAUUUAUUAAGAAUCAUUUAAUCCGAGAUUAAUUAUUACUCUGAUACUCUUUAUUUAACUGCUAAUCCUGAAAUUGUACCAGUUGCAUAGACAUGGUUAACCCUUGUUACUGAUUCAUUUCGUUGUCUCUGCUACCGUAAAGUAUAUGUGCGUUUAUUAUCCUUUUUUAAUUGACGAUCUUUCGUUUUUGUACUAAUUGUUUUGAUUUAUAUUUUAUAAACAGACUAUAAUUGUUUGCAAUAUAUAAAGUUAGACCAACCGUAGCUGCUACCUUGACGCGG